Messenger RNA from Paramecium pentaurelia, 1451 nucleotides. NCBI's taxonomy places the organism in Eukaryota, Ciliophora, Oligohymenophorea, Peniculida, Parameciidae. The record is from the annotation of a GenBank genome assembly.
CAAUGGCUACAACAAAGGUAAAAAAAUCAAAAAAAGUUGAAGAGGUUGAAUAGGUUUAAGAUGAGGGUGUGAUAAAAUCUACUCAUUAGGGACCUAAAAUUGAUUCCUCAAAUUGGCCAUUGUUAUUGAAGAAUUAUGAAAAGAUGAACAUAUUGACCUCACAUUAUACACCAAUUCCAAGUGGAUCAGUAAGAAUAGAAAAUAUAUAUAAUAGACUCCAUUAAAGAGACCAUUGAUUGAACAUUUAAAAUAUGGUGUAAUAAAUCUUGACAAACCAUCAAAUCCAUCAUCUCACGAAGUUGUAUCAUGGAUCAAAAGAAUAUUAAAAGUUGAUAAGACAGGUCAUUCAGGGACACUUGAUCCUAAGGUUACAGGAGCAUUAAUCGUAUGUCUAAAUAGAGCAACAAGACUUGUAAAGGCAUAGUAAUCUGCUGGUAAAGAGUACGUCGGAAUAAUAAGGUAAUAAUGAUUAUGAUAAUAUUAUAGAUUACAUGAUGCAAUAUCAUCAGCAGCUAAGUUAGAAAAGGCUAUUCAAGAUUUAACAGGAGCUGUAUUUUAAAAGCCACCUGCAAUAUCUGCAGUGAAAAGAGAAUUAAGAGUUAGAACAAUUUAUGAGAGUAAAUUGUUUGAGUAUGACCCUGAAAAGAGAUUGGGAAUAUUUUGGAUGAGUUGUGAAGCAGGAACAUACGUAAGAACUCUAUGUGUUCAUUUGGGUUUAUUAUUGGGAGUAGGAGGUCAUAUGGAAGAGUUAAGAAGAGUAAGAUCAGGAAUAUUGGAUGAGAAUAAAUAUAUGGUAACAAUGCAUGAUGUAUUGGAUGCCCAAUAUAGAUAUGAAAAAUUUAAGGAUGAAUCUUAUUUAAGACAUGUAGUCAUACCAUUAGAGGUUCUCUUAACAAAUUACAAGAGAGUUGUAGUAAAGGAUUCUACAGUUAAUGCUAUAUGUUAUGGUGCAAAAUUAAUGGUUCCAGGAGUAUUAAGAUUUGAUGAUAAGAUUGAUAUUGGUGAUGAAAUAGUCUUAAUUACAACAAAAGGAGAAGCAAUUGCAGUUGCUAUUGCGUAAUUUAAUAAAAUUUAUAAUAUUAGUUAAAUGACAACAGGUGAAAUGGCAUCUUGUGAUCAUGGAGUUGUUUGCAAAUCUAAGAGAGUAAUUAUGGAUAGAGAAACCUAUCCAAGAAAGUAUUAUAAAUAUUUUAUCCAUUUUAGAUGGGGUACUGGACCAAGAGCACUUAGAAAGAAGGCAUUAAUUAAAGAAGGAUUACUUGAUCCACAUGGAAAACCAAAUGCCAAUACUCCUUAAGAUUGGUAGUAAUUCUAUGUUUCUGAAGAAAAUAAUAAUAUUUUAAAGGAACAAUAAUAACCAGAGGUUUAAUAAGAAGAAGUUGAAGUACCUGAAGUUGUUGAAAAGCCAAAGAAAAAGAAAAAGUAAGUUGUUUAAGAAGAGGAAGAAUGAU